Molecule: messenger RNA, 3779 nt
Organism: Ooceraea biroi (clonal raider ant)
Lineage: Eukaryota; Metazoa; Arthropoda; Insecta; Hymenoptera; Formicidae
Product: ATP-binding cassette sub-family G member 1
Biological process (GO): transmembrane transport
Cellular component (GO): plasma membrane
Molecular function (GO): ATP hydrolysis activity; ABC-type transporter activity; ATP binding
Source: RefSeq, a predicted model, not a curated record
AUUCACACAGGCCACAGUAAUUAACUCCACUUUUUGAAUGUUUUAAAAUUUUAGUUAAAAUUUUAGGCAAAGCACUCAAUUAACGCUUAACUUUUUAUAUCUAAAAUAAAUUUCCUUAAUAAUUAGGCUUAACAUUCUACAAUGUUUAUUUGAAUGUAAAUUUUAAAAAAUUUUUAAAAGAACGUAUAUUAUUUUAUCAAUUUCUCUACUUUUGUAAUGAAAAUUCCUUUAAUCGACCAAUCUGGCAAAUUUUAUUAAUUACUGAAUACGCAACGUUUCAAUCAUGCUUCUGGUCCUUAUCAAGUGUCAUAUAAUAUCAGUAAGUCAUUUUCUAAAAUUAGCAUGAACAAUUAAUAUAAAAGAUAUUCUAAGUAGCAGUAAUUUAAAAAAAUCACAAUACAUUCUCUAUUGUUCGUUUUGUGGAGUUAAUUGAUUUCGCAAAUGAGUGGGCUCAUAUAUAAGAAAUACGUUAUUAUUUAAAAACACUAAAACACCGGGACGAAUAUGUGUUAUAUAACAACCCAUAAAAGGUAAGCCCUCAAGUGGAAAGAGCAAAACAUUUUUUAUGUUCCUAAUUACUUAUUGGCCUUGGCUCCUAUUUACGAAUAUAGCUACGAAUCGUCGUUUCACGCUCGCAAGUACGUAUGGCAAGUUUAUUUCGUCGUAAUUCUCCGUCGUCGUCCGCGAUCGAAUAUGCUCGCCAGAAGUUCAACGCGCCGUACAAGAUUCACGCAAUGGCGCAUGCGUGCAAUGUCAAGCCAUACGACCGCACAGUGCACCACUGUUAUUCACCUUGGUCAUUUAUUCGUUCCUCCUGCUGUCGAUCAGAGCACGUGCAGGGAGGAUCAAUCAUAGAGAAUAAAGCGCGAUCUUUUUCUUUACGAGACGUUCGCUGACGCGCGUCGCGCUGGCGCCGGUAUUAUUUCCCCGCUGAUGCUGAACAAUUCGUCGCUCUACGGAAGAGGAUACCGGAUAAUGAUAGUCGCGAGUCGAAGAUAAAUCGUUUCUUGGAACCCUCGGCUAGGGAAUCAUGGAGCCUAUUCUGGAAAGUGACGUGAACGGAAUUGCCUACAAGGGCAACGCGUAUCACGAAGGUGGCAAAAGAGGAGUCUCCGGGAAUGGCAACGAGUUUACCCAGAUGUCUUAUCUGUCCAAACAAGCCGCGGUGGACAUCGAAUUCAACGAUUUGACAUACUCAGUGCCAAAAUCUCGAAAAGAAUCAAAGAUGGUUUUAAGAGGAAUCAGUGGACAAUUCAAAUCAGGCGAGCUAACAGCGAUUUUGGGUCCUUCCGGUGCCGGAAAAUCAACGCUUCUCAACAUUCUCGCAGGAUAUAAAUGUACAGACAUAGGCGGUUCUAUAACUAUUAAUGGGCAGCCACGAGAUAUGCAACAGUUUAAGAAAAUGUCAUGCUACAUUAUGCAAAAUGAUCUUAUCCAACCGAAACUUACAGUGUUAGAGUCGAUGACAUUCGCCACUGAGCUUAAGCUCGGUAGAAACAAAUCGUCAUCUCAGAAACGCGCCGCAAUAGAGGAGAUUUUAAAUACUCUUAGAAUAUCCGAAGUGCGAGAUACAAUUACGGAUGAACUUUCUGGUGGACAAAAAAAGCGACUAACGAUUGCACUUGAACUUGUGCAUAAUCCACCAGUUAUUUUCCUUGAUGAGCCAACUACCGGAUUGGACGAGUUGUCCUCUAGUCAAUGCGUCGAUCUUCUUAGCGGAUUGGCGCGUUUCGGACGAACCGUUGUAUGCUCGAUACACACACCUAGCGCGAGUACAUUCAGAAAAUUUGAUCACGUUUACGUCGUAGCUGCCGGAUUAUGUGUUUACCGAGGAACCGGUAAUAACGUGAUACCAUUUUUACGAAGCAUAGACAUAGAAUGUCCGAAACAUUACAAUCCUGCAGAUUUUUUGAUAGAAGUUUCAUCAGGUGAUUAUGGUUACGAUCUGACUGAACGACUACUUGUUUGCGUGGAAACAAAAUCCCCGAUUAUUCCAAUUUCUCGAUCAAAAUGUGAAUUUGAAAGUGAUAAAAAGGAUCUAAAAGUCUUUUGGUUUGAUCAAUUUAAAACGCUAAUGCGAAGAAUGACAUUGCAGCAUUAUCGAAAUAGGAAUUACAUAUAUCUGAAGAUAUCGUUACAUGUUUUCCUGGGAUUGACGAUUGGUUUACUUUUUUUAAACAUGGGCAAUGACGGUUCCAAGACUCUCUUCAAUUUCGGCUUUUGCUUCGCAUGCCUGAUAGUAUUUCUCUACAUCCCCAUGCUACCUGUACUGUUGCAUUUUCCUUUUGAGAUUCAACUGAUGAAACGAGAACACUUUAACAGAUGGUACGAAUUUAGUGCAUAUUACUGGGCUCUAACAAUAGUUUCCAUACCUACACAGGUAGUAAUGGCGUUAACAUAUCUCUUGAUAGUCUACUUUCUCACGGGACAACCACUGGAGUGGUUCAGGUGCUGCAUGUUCUUCGGUACCUGCUUCAUAUGUUCCUUCAUUGCGGAUAGUAUAGGCCAUAAUAUCGCCAGCAUAUUUAAUACCGUGAAUAGUGUAUUCGCUGGACCCGCGUUCACGUGUCCCCUGAUGCUACUUGCGGUGCAAGGUUUCGGCGAGACCUCUCCUUUACCACUUUUACAAAAAGUGUUCAUGUACAUCAGUUAUAUCCGAUACGGACUAGAGGCUCUUUUAGUCUCUUUAUACGGAUACGACAGACCGAGAAUGCCUUGUCCACCUGAGAAGAUAUACUGUCACUUCAACUCACCUAGAGAAGUCUUUAAUAGUAUACUUGGUACAGGAAGCGCUCCCAAUUUCUGGGUGGAUCUCAGCGCUCUCCUGAUCAUCCUGGUCAUUUGUAAAUGGAUCUUAUACUAUUUACUAAGGCAAAGAGUGCAACCAAACAAAACAUUCCAGAUGCUUAAUUUAAUCGGAAAAUUCAUCAAGAGCUACUUCAACGGGUAAUGGAUGACAUAAUAACUGCGUUAACUUUGUCUUUCUUCCGAUAUCAUUCUUCGUAUCGCAAUUCUUCGGAUUAGGGCUUAUAAUUAUAAAACUAAUAAUACUCGCAAAUAAAAUGUACAUGACACGUGUUAUGCGCGUUUCUAAGAAAAAUAGAUAAUGCAAUGUAAUGAUAUGUGCAACGUGAUAUUAAUUAGUAUCACUAAUCCAUUAUAUAGGUUUUACUAGCUUUUAAAAGCAAAUAGAUCACACAGUCCGACAAAAUUUACUGUAUUCUGAUUUUGCUGUCAUAUUGUUAAUUUAAUUCAGGAUAUUUCAUGAUUGUAUUAUAGUAAUUCUAGAAUAAAAUAAUAUAUCUUAAUAUAUGGCACGAGGGAUGUACGUACGCAAUAUUGUACAUUAUGAUUUUUAUACAAAGUUUAUAUAUGUAUUUAGGUGUUGCAAAUGUAGACAGAGUUUUACAUUAAAACAAUGAUUUAUCCAAAGUACAAAGUGAUUUUACCAAGUUAUGAAAGAUAAAGCAAGUCACAAAAGAUGGUGAUAUCGCCAUCUAGAGAGCGUUGUCGUUAUUUCUAUAUACGCUUAUUCAUCCGGUUGCAUGCUUGCAGGGAUUCAGGAAGUUAACGUAGCACAGCGAUAACGAUAAUUUUUUUUUCUCAUUCGGCAUUACGUCAAAAGAAUAAGAAAAAUAUUUAGCGAUAAGCCUAGCUAAAUGAUGUUAGAAAACCAAUAUAUUGUCAUCGUUGACAAUAUAUAUUCUCUUUACAUAUUUCUUAUGAGAUGAUACAUACUUUUAGUAUGUAAUUUGGAAUAAAAUUAAUUAUAAAUAAUC